Messenger RNA from Durusdinium trenchii, 1721 nucleotides. The record is from the annotation of a GenBank genome assembly. Lineage: Eukaryota; Dinophyceae; Suessiales; Symbiodiniaceae.
UGGCUCCAGCGACGUUCUUCUUCGCCCGCGCGUCCCGCUCGCCGGGGCCGGUGGUGGAGGACGGUCGGUCGCUUGCUGGUGCGUUUUCUUUCCGGCCUCUUGGGGCCGGCGUUACAUCGGUGUUUCUCAUCCGCUUGGGAAGCCAAUUGAGAGGCAAUUUUCUUGAGCAUGUGUCUAUCUCUCUCUCGCUCUAUCUAUAUAUAUAGUGCUUAUACACUUUAUUUCAUAUAUCAAGUCAUUGUCAUUCUGCAUGUGCCUUGUACAAAAUGAUGAGAUGUCAAUGAUGGAUCUGAAACGGUAUGGCUUGUUGACGUCUAGGAGACUUUUGAAGUUUCUGACUCAAACAAUCUGGAAACUGGUCAGAAUCCAUUAUCACGCAAAGUAACACUAUGGCAAAGAAUAUCAAUCUCUAUGCUGAAGAUGACGAGGCUUCUCAUUCCAUUUUUGUAGUCAGGUUAGGUCCGAUAGGCUUCUUCCUUCGUUUGUGGAGCACAGAAGCCGCCGAUGGCCGGUGGCCUCGAUGUUCGGCCGCUUUUUCAUCUUCUCGCGGAGAACUUCUUCGGGGCCGAGCCCAGACAUGACAACAAUCCAAUGGAUCCUAGUGGGUACUGUUCGCCGUUGGCCAUCAUCCCGGGUUUUUAGUUCAUUCAAAUCUCCACCAAGCAGUUCAGGUGAUUCAUGGAAGGGUUCGACAGUCUUCACUUGAUCGGCAUGUCAUGCUUGGGUCAGGUCAUGCCUUCACCACGGCGGCGCGCGUCAUUGCCGCGCGCGGUGAUGGCUGUGAGUUGGGCCACCUUGACGCUGUCCACGUCGGCGGAGGACUCGACGGGGUGCACCAUUACGGCCAAAAUAUGCUCGAAUUUUCCCGACUUCCAGCGGACGCAGUUUCGGGAUGACAUCGGUGAGACCCACGUGAACGCGGGCGGCAACGAUGCGGCCUGUUUGAAGCGGGCUGAGGACUUUCACCACUGGUGUGGCAAUGGUGCGUCUGAUGCACAAGUGGCUGCCAGCUAUGAGCGGGAACAGCUGAGCCAGGUCUAUCAUCCAGGUGCUUGUCCAGGUGGAUGGUCCCAGUGGGACGCAUUUUGCUACAAGCACUUCUGGGAGAAGAAGACCUGGUUCGAGGCGGAGGCCUUCUGUCGCCAAUAUGGCGAAGGCUCACACUUAGCAUCGAUCCAUUCGAGGGCUGAAAAUCGAUUCAUUUUCGCCUUGACUGGUGGCCUAAGUGCCUGGAUCGGCUACACCGACCUAGAUCAGGACACUCACUACAAGUGGAGUGACAACACGCAGGAUGACUUCUCGAACUUUGCCAAGAACUGCACCGGCCGUGAACACGAGCCGGACUGUAAGCCCGAAGAGCGGCAACAGCAGUGGUAUGACUGGGAAGGCCAUGAUCGUGGCACCUUUGUGUGCAAGCGGAAUGCAUUGUUGCCGGUUGCCUUGCUGCGCAAUGUGUCCGCCAGGAUCUUGAUUACAAGACCUUGGCACGAGCUGUUGCCCACCUUGGCAUCGAGCCUGGAAUCGAACACCACCAAAAGCCAAGUGUCGCUCAAGGUGGAUGCCAUCGCCAAGCCUGAGGCAUCGGCCGCGGAGGGCAAGCCGAUGCUAGAGCCGCGGUUGGGUUUCUUCAAGGGCUCCUUGUUCUGAGAAGGAUGGGCUAUGCAUGGUGCAGUCCACUAGAACAGCGGAACGUGGCAUGCACUUGAUCACCAGCAAGAAGG